Messenger RNA from Knipowitschia caucasica, 1290 nucleotides. Lineage: Eukaryota; Metazoa; Chordata; Actinopteri; Gobiiformes; Gobiidae. The record is from the annotation of a GenBank genome assembly.
AUGUGGGCGUAUGAAGCGACGCACGCCCCGCCUCAUCAGCAGGACAGGACGCAGGGACGCGCCGUGACCAUCCUCCUCACCCUCAGUCCACCCACCUGUCACCCUGGGGGGGGGGAGAGGAGAGUGUGCGCUCACAGCUUAGGCAGAGUCAGGAUGAAACACGUCAGGAGCGCGCUGGUGUUUGCCUCCGGGCUGGUCACGGGCUUCGUGGCGCUGCGUCUGGUGAUGGACUGGGACCUCUCCACGCAACUCAUGAUCGCCAUUCCCGAGCAGCGCCUCUCGGUCCCCGCGCAGACAGUCGGUGACAAGGCGGUCAACUCCACCCUGCCCCGCAUCUUAUGCUGGAUUAUGACUGGACCCAAGAACCUGGAAUCGCGGACCAUCCACAUCCGGGAGACAUGGGCAAAACGCUGCGACAUCACCCUCUACAUGAGCUCCUUCCCGUCGGCCUUCCCCACCGUUGCCCUGAACGUCAGCGAGGGCCGCCAGAACCUCUACUGGAAGACCAUCCGGGCCUUCCAGUACAUCCACCAAAAACAUCUGGAGGAGGCAGACUGGUUCCUCAAAGCCGACGAUGAUACCUUUGUUGUGGUGGAGAAUCUCCGCUUGAGAGUGGCAAAGUUUGACACCGAAGAGCCGUGGUAUUUGGGUCGACGGUUCGCUCCUUUCGUCAAACAGGGCUACAUGAGCGGCGGGGCGGGUUACGUGCUCAGCAGAGAGGCCGUCAGGAGGUUUGUGAAAGGCUUCGAGACUGGGGACUGCAAGCACUUCUCACAGAUCGAGGAUAUGGCUUUGGGCAGUUGCAUGGAGAGAAUGAAGGUGCAGCCUGCGGACACCCGGGAUGAGCUGGGCAGGCAGACGUUCCACGCCUUCCCCUUGGAUCAUUACGUAAUCAGGAGGCCCCCCAGAAACAGGCCCUGGUAUACAUAUUACGACUACUACCAAGUGUAUGAGGGGCCCAACUGCUGCUCGGACCAUGCCGUGUCCUUCCACUACAUCCACUCUGUGGAGAUGUACACGCUCCAGUACAUGACCUACCAUCUGCGGCCCUAUGGCUACAAGCACAGGUUCAAGCCGGCGCUGCCCGACCAUGGCAACAAGACCACCACCGCCAGCAAGACCACCACCGCCAGCAAGACCAUCACCGCCAGCAAGACCACCACCGCCAGCACCGCCAGCACCGCCAGCAAGACCACCACCGCCAGCACCGCCAGCAAGACCACCACCGCCAAUACCAGCAACACUACCGCUGCCGCAAUGACCGCGACCAAAACCGCGAGGAACAAGUAG